Messenger RNA from Fonsecaea multimorphosa CBS 102226, 1644 nucleotides. RefSeq lists its product as uncharacterized. Bases 1 to 1644 code for a protein of 547 amino acids. Lineage: Eukaryota; Fungi; Ascomycota; Eurotiomycetes; Chaetothyriales; Herpotrichiellaceae. The transcript is spliced from 2 exons. The record is from RefSeq and is a predicted model, not a curated record.
AUGGCCGAGACGUCCACACCCAAAUCCGGCCAGCUGACCGAUCUGCUAUGGGUCAAUCAUGAUGCGCUGAAUAUGAAAGCGCAGCCCCACCGGCAACGCGUCUUUAGCCACAUUCAACAACGGUACCGACCAUGGCAGAGACGCGACUCCGCCUUGAAGCUAAGAAAGAGCGUUCAAUUACCAGCAUCGGGCUCACGAGAGCAGUCUUCUGAGAGCGAGGAAGACCGCUCAGAGUCGACGAGCACUUCCCCGGCCUCGUCAUGUACUUCUUACAGUUUGGACUCUCUGGCAAGCUCGGACAAGAGUCCUGGGCUUGUUGCGUAUAAUGUGAAGUUUUUUCAAGGAAAUUCUGACCCAUUCAACGCUUAUCCUGUGUCAAUUUCUCCAAGAAUCAACGUCAUUUUGAGAUUCUACCGGGACAUCGUCAUCCCAUCACAAUACCAUACCGGCUUGGAUGGUUGGAGAACGCUAGACGCCGCUGUGGAAGACUGGAGAGAUGUCGUCCGUUCGCUGCAUGAGAAGGGUGGCGCGCUGGGAUUUUUGGGACGAUGGGCACAGGUUGCGUCCAAUGUCACCAACAAUUCCGAGCUCGCCACGCAAAGUCUGCGUUUCCGAUCUCAAAGUACCUCGAUGCUACUGAAGAAAUUGCAAACGGGUUCUGGGCUCGUUUCUAAGUCAUCUUACUGGCACGUCAUAACACUGUAUAUGGCCGAGGCACAAGCUGGAAAUGCUGACGGAGCAUGGCUCCAUGCAAAAAUGCUGUCUCGGGCAUUGAAAUACGAAAGUCAACAUGGGCAAGUAGACAUCACAUCUCUACGAUCCUUCAUGUACAACGAAGCUUGCGCCUGCUGUAUGUUCCUGCGCAAGCCUGUUCUGGACUAUGACGGCUGGGUCCCGGAGGUGUUCAAGAUACCUUGGGCAGAAGGUAGGAAGGGUCUACCAGCCAUGCAGCUAUCGUUCGCUACAUCUCUAGACCCGGCCAUCGAGGAUGAGUUUCUCAUGGACAUGUUCAUGCAGCAGCGUGAAAGCCUUGCGGUGUGGAGACACGGUUCAGAAAGAGGGGAUGGACUGCCUCCUGCUGUGUUUACGUGGUGGUGUUCCAGCCAUCUGGUCAAGCAAAUGAGACUCUUGAAGUACGCACUGGACCGCCUCGAUGAGGCAAAAGAAGGAAAAGGCCCCCAGUCACAUCUGCACAAGAAGAACGCCUACCUGGCUUUGACGGCGGUCUACUGGACGCGGCUCAUUGCUGGAGAUGAGACCCUCCUCGGAAAGGAGAUCUAUCAAACGAAGAAGCCUUUGCGAACUCUGACGCGCCAGCUUCUUGAAAAAGAGCAGUUGGUUGUUGAAUUUACCGGAUCGAUGAAAUACGCAAACGCACGGUUGUGGGCUCUUUACGUCGGCGCGCAAGCAGAACAUGACCACCUGGGCAUUCAGCAAAUCGAUGAGAACUGGUUCAGUGCCCAACUCUCCCUCCUGGCUGCGCAGAUGAAUUUGACCUCUUGGGAAGCUGUUCGCUCGAUUCUUGACGGCUUCUUGGAUUGCGAUGUCGUCGAACCCCAUGGUUCCCAGUUUGUGCCUGCGCUGCUGUCACGUCCUUCUUCAACCACGCAAGGUGACAGUCGACGAUAUUCCAAGACACCUUGA